AUGGAUACUAAAUUGAGAUGGAAACGUUUGACUCCCAAUAAUGCUAUGCAAAAACGUGGUGGACAUAGUGCAACCCUGAUCGGUCAGAAAUUAUACAUUUUUGGUGGUUGUGCUUAUACAAACAAUAAUAAUCAAAGUAUGAUAAUAUUUCGAAAUGACAAUAAUAAUAAUAAUUGA
Heterostelium album PN500 is the source of this 177-nucleotide messenger RNA. RefSeq lists its product as uncharacterized. NCBI's taxonomy places the organism in Eukaryota, Evosea, Eumycetozoa, Acytosteliales, Acytosteliaceae. The record is from RefSeq and is a predicted model, not a curated record. The transcript has a single exon. Gene Ontology annotation, molecular function: protein binding. The coding region runs from base 1 to 177 and encodes 58 amino acids.